Messenger RNA from Acaulospora colombiana, 1064 nucleotides. The record is from the annotation of a GenBank genome assembly. NCBI's taxonomy places the organism in Eukaryota, Fungi, Glomeromycota, Glomeromycetes, Diversisporales, Acaulosporaceae.
AGGCUGAGCGUUAUCAGCGGAUUGAGGUAUCGUUCGCACUCUCGAACGAGACCUUCGGCCGCGCACCUACUUCGCAGAUAACCACCCGAAUUCAUGCACCAGAAGAAGAAAUAGCAUCUCGUACCCAAGGAUAUUUUGUCCCUCUAAGCGGGGGUAUAGAUAGCUGUGCAACAGCUGCAAUUGUCUACUCCAUGUGUAGAUUGGUCGCUGAGGCAGCUAACAGAGGAGACAAGGAUGUUAUUGCUGACGCUCGCCGGAUUAUUGGAGAACCCGAGGAAUCGGACUAUACCCCUACGGAUGCAAAGGAAUUCUGCGGUCGGAUAUUUCACACAUGUUACAUGGGGACUCAGAAUUCGAGCGCUGAUACCCGCCGUCGAGCCAAGGAACUUGCCGCAUCUAUUGGAAGCUAUCACGUUGAUUUGAAUAUGGACACUGUAGUCACGGCUGUUCACGCUCUUUUUGCGACAAUUACGGGCCGCCAGCCUCGCUUCAGAGUUCAUGGCGGCACAAAUGCCGAAAAUCUUGCGCUUCAAAAUAUCCAGGCUCGCUUGAGGAUGGUUCUAGCCUACCUGUUCGCUCAACUUUUGCCCUGGGUCCGUGGACGUGUAGGCGGGUUGUUAGUGCUCGCAGCUUACGGGGAUAUCUUACGAAGUAUGAUUGCUCAUCUGACCGACCUCAAAAAAUUUAUCGCAUAUGCACAGACUGCGUUUGACCUCCCGGUCCUAGAAAGCUUUUUGACGGCUGUACCCACUGCCGAACUCGAGCCCAUUACGGAGAAUUAUGUUCAGGCAGACGAGGCUGACAUGGGAAUGACCUAUAAUGAGCUAUCUAUCUUCGGAAGGUUACGCAAAGUCGAGAAAUGUGGACCUUAUAGUAUGUUUACCAAGCUGGUAAACGAGUGGAGUGCUAUUCUUUCACCGACUCAGGUGAGAGCUGUCCGGUUAUUCAGUCAACAAUCUCAUAAUCACUUUGUAGAUUGCCUCGAAAUUUACUUUGAAGUCUCUCGAGUGAUAUUGACACGAUUCAUCAUACAGGAGAGCUACAGUCCUGAUGACAAUCGUGAA